AUGGCUCGUGUAUCAACAAGUGAUUCCGAACAACCAAGUUUAUGGAAAAUAAAUUUAUUAAUACCAGAAAAAAAUGCAUUUGCUUAUGUCUGUGGAUUUUUAAUGAAAAAAUGCAUUGAAAAACAUGCUUGUGAUAUUUGUAUUAAUUAUGCCAAAAGUCAAAAACAAUUGGAUGAAUCAUUUUUACUUUGUUACUUUAAAGCAUAUGAAAAUGCAGAAAAAUUAACACAUGGAAAUUUAAUGAUGCCACUACACAAAUGUAAUGAACAUAUAAAUGAAUUAGUAAAUAUAUUUAUAAAUAGAUUUCCACAACUAUCUGUAGUCAAAGAAGUAGAUAUUAAGUUAAAACUAAGUAUGACUAAUAUUAUAUUUAACUACCCAUGUCCACUAUUUAACAAAGACUAUUUGUAA
Molecule: messenger RNA, 411 nt
Organism: Sipha flava (yellow sugarcane aphid)
Lineage: Eukaryota; Metazoa; Arthropoda; Insecta; Hemiptera; Aphididae
Exons: 3
Coding region: 1-411 (136 amino acids)
Source: RefSeq, a predicted model, not a curated record